UAAAGUCUGGAGAAGCAGCAGCCUGGAAAUGUGAGCGGGAUGGGGCAGCUGGCAGGGGGAGGAGGCGGAUAGGGCAGAGCGAAAGCAACGCGAGCGGCCCCAGGCGUUGGAGCUGCGGCGGCACUUGCGGAGCUGCCGCCGGCUUUGUUCUGACCGGGCGGGGAAAGCAGCAGCUCAGCCCGCUCCGGGCUGGAGGGAGCCCGGCAUCCAGCGAGAAGGAGCGGGGGCGCCGCGGGGUCCCUGUGCCUUCCGCCCAGCUCCGGGGAGCGCCGCGGGGUCCCUGUGCCCUCCGCUCAGGUCCAGGGGGCGCCGCGGGGUCCCUGUGCCUUCCGCCCAGGUCCGGGGGGCGCCGCGGGGUCCCUGUGCCCGCCGCGCCGGGGCGUUCCGAGCCCGCAGCAGCGAGGGCUCAAAGUGAAAUUCCGGAGGAAAUUUCAAGAGCAUCCGGAUCCGGAGAAAGACUGAAAGAAAGAGGAAGGGAGAAAUAAAUCAAAACGUGGAGAGAAUCCCCGGCAGCUGAAGAAAGAAGGGGAGAGAGCGGGGCUGACGCCCAGCAGCGAUGGGGGAAUGAGUCGUGGUGGAGGCGACCCCAAAGAAGAGCCUCAGCUCUGCUGGGACCCCUGAGGAGGACGCUGUCGGAGGAGAGACGCGUACUAACUCCACUGGGGCGUAGUCUGUCCUACCCUUACUAACAAAUGUCAACAACUAGGGAGCAGCCGAUCUUCAGCACCAGGGCCCAUGUCUUCCAGAUCGACCCUGCCACCAAACGCAACUGGAUCCCCGCCAGCAAGCACGCCCUGACCGUCUCCUAUUUCUACGAUGCCACGCGCAAUGUGUACCGGAUCAUCAGCGUUGGGGGCACCAAGGCGAUCAUCAACAGCACCAUCACCCCCAACAUGACCUUCACAAAGACAUCCCAGAAGUUCGGACAAUGGGCAGACAGCCGAGCCAACACGGUGUAUGGGUUGGGCUUUGCUUCAGAGCAACAUCUCUCCCAGUUUGCGGAGAAGUUCCAGGAGGUGAAAGAAGCAGCGCGUUUGGCGAGGGAGAAGUCCCAGGAUAAAACGGAGCUGACCAAUCCUGCCCUGAACAUCACAUCUCACCAGGUACUCCCCAGUCCCAUCAUCAGCUCCAACGGUCCAGGAGAAGAUAAGCUAUUCCGGAGCCAAAGUGCUGAUGUGGAGAUAACAACGGAGAAGGAGCGGCUGAAGAAGAUGCUUUCAGAAGGCUCAGUGAGUGAGGUGCAGUGGGAGGCUGAAUUCUUCAGCCUCCAGGACAACAACAACAAGCUCGUGGCUGCUCUCCAUGAAGCCAACGCCAACGUGGACCAGUGGAAGAAGCAGCUGGCUGCUUAUCAGGAGGAGACGGAAACGCUGCGGCAGCGGGUAGCGGAGCUGGAGUCACAGGGAGCUCACGAUUCCUCCAGCGAGAACAACAAGGAAGAGCUAAGCCAAACCCUGGAGGAGCUGGAACUCCUGAUCAAGGCUAAAGACGAGGAGAUUCAGAUGCUAAAGAGCCAGAAGUGUGGCCGAUGGGAAGCGGAGGGCGAGCGUGAGGAGACGCUGCAGAAACUGCAGGAACUGGAGACACGCAACGCGGAGCUGGAGCGAAGCCUUCACCUUGCUGAGCAGACACUGGCAGAGACCCUGGCCGAGAGGGAGAAGAUCCAGAACGAGGUCACCAAGGUAGCCGAGAUAAUGGAUGUGAAGAUAUUUGAGCUCAGCGAGAUCCGGCAGGGACUGGCCAAGCUGGUGGAGAGCAACUGAGUACCAGCACGCUCAGAGGAGGCUCCUCCGGAGGAGGGGAGCCCAAGCUGGGACUGGUCCCUGACGACAAUUAUGGUCACGGAACAGCCUCGAGGUCUGUUCAGGCAGGACACCAACAUACCAGCAGCUGCCUGGACAGUGUAGAGACCAGCCGCAGCCCCAUCCUGCCCACGGAACACCCCGACAGAGGGCAGAGGGGACCUGAGCUCCCGAAUCCUCUGCAGGGAGCAUCCACCCACAAGUCACAGCCAGACCUCUCUGGACCCUGCCCUGGCUCCCCCCGCGCUGCCUUCCCAGCCUCCCUGCUGCCACACUGUCUCCAACGUUUUUACUCUUUUCUAGGGGAAGAGGCUGAGCAGCCUUCGCCUUUUUUCAGUAGUUUUUUAGGAAACCACUUGCCUUUUGCCAAGAAGCUGCCCGUUUCCCACCCAGGGAGGGAGGGAGCGGCCCCAGCGCACUGAGGUCCAUAGUUGCUCCUUUUCCUCUUCCCCAGCCCUACCGACAUCGUGUCUUCCUACCAGGAUGCAGCAGCACUGGUCACUGUCGGGAGCUUCCAGAGAUAAGGGAGAAGGGAGCUCGCCUGCCCCUGUGUCCUUUCCACUGUUCAGGCGCAUCCUCCAGUGGAAAAAAAAGAACUGCAGGUUUUAAAGCUCUUAUUAGAUUAACACAGGGGGGUUUAAUGACUUCUUAAAACUUUCCGCUGGGAAGAGUAGAGGCUUGGUUUGGAAGGAGGCAUCUGAGAAAUGGGCCAUCCCCGCAGGGACUGCCAGCAAACUGCUAGAGGGGCGUCUCUCCGGGCCUCUGAGGGCUGCAGUUAAUUGAAAUUAAAUGGAGCAAAGCGCAGUUGCUCUUGGUUUCUUUUU
Molecule: messenger RNA, 2626 nt
Organism: Cuculus canorus (common cuckoo)
Lineage: Eukaryota; Metazoa; Chordata; Aves; Cuculiformes; Cuculidae
Gene: HOMER3
Product: homer scaffold protein 3
Exons: 10
Coding region: 693-1763 (356 amino acids)
Biological process (GO): regulation of store-operated calcium entry; G protein-coupled glutamate receptor signaling pathway
Cellular component (GO): plasma membrane; dendrite; cytoplasm
Molecular function (GO): G protein-coupled glutamate receptor binding
Source: RefSeq, a predicted model, not a curated record